This is a messenger RNA of Carassius gibelio (silver crucian carp), 1734 nucleotides long. RefSeq lists its product as uncharacterized. The coding region runs from base 332 to 1294 and encodes 320 amino acids. The record is from RefSeq and is a predicted model, not a curated record. Lineage: Eukaryota; Metazoa; Chordata; Actinopteri; Cypriniformes; Cyprinidae. The transcript has 2 exons.
CACAAAGUCAAUUUUUUUUUCUCAUUUACGGCAGCAUCUAAAAAAUCAUGAAACAGUGCAGUGUCCAUACAACAAUUGCAAUUUUGAGAGCAAUGUCUACUCUACAUUUAAUUCACAUAUAUGUAGAGAUCAUGGAGCACAUGAUCAAAGACAAUUGAAAUCUGAGGUUCUCUUGCACAUUGCUUCUCACAGUGUAGAUAAUGUGCAACAAGAAGAGCCUUUGAGCCCUGAUCCUGUAGAUGAACAUUUGGAGGAAAAUGAUAUAGAGAAUGAAAACCUUGAUCAAUUGCAUCAUCAAUUGGAGCACAAUUUAGCCUCACUAUUUCUUAAAAUGCAGGCAAUUUUGCAUGUUUCUGAUUCGGCUGCACAGGAAAUAAUUCAACAAAUAAAUCAAAUUUUACUUUUUUCAGAACCCCUUGUCUAUCAUGCAAUUCAGCAAAUUCUCCUUGAACAUGGACUGAGUGGCUGUGAUUCAUUAGUGAGAAAAAUUGUGAAUGCAGUAAAAGAAAGUAACCCAAUCUUGACAAUGACCAAAGAUGGCGAGCCUCUUUCCACAAUAAGCAGAAGAGCAUCAUAUUUUCAGAGGGAAUUUCCGAUUGUCAUGCCAAUUGAAUACAAGCUUGAUGCACACUCAGUCUCUUAUGUGCCAAUUCUGCAAAUGUUGCAGAAAAUUCUAAACAGGCCAGACAUUCUAAAUAGGGUCCUUUGCAAUGAUCGAUCAGUUAAUGAAUUCAAGACUUACCGAGAUGGCACCCACUAUCAAGAAAAUGACUUUUUCAACACUGAGACCUUCAGGAUUGUUCUGGGUCUUUAUGUUGAUGAAUUUGAGCUGGCCAAUCCCCUUGGCACUUCUAGAAAAAAACACAAACUGUUCGCUCUCUAUUGGGUUCUAGCUAAUCUUCCCUCAAAAGAUCGUUCAUUACUUCAGUCAAUUCAGCUAGCAAUUUUAUGCAGAGCUACUGCAGUAAAACAACAUGGUUACACAGACAUCUUGCGACCACUUGUUCAGGACCUUGAAACUCUUGAAAAGCAUGGUGUAUACAUUGAACAGUUAGGAGAAUGUGUGAAAGGAAGUGUACUUUUUGUGUCAUCUGAUAAUCUAGGUGCUCAUUCUUUCGCAGGACUACAGGAGAGUUUCACUGUUGAGCACCCUUGUCGGUUCUGCUUGGCAACGAGGAGUGAAAUCCAGGAGAAGGAGGUCCGGUCGGGAGCAUUUGAACUGAGAACCAAGCAGGAGCAUGACAGGCAUACCAAGUAUGGAGACAACAACUGUACUCCGAGUUAUAAUUUGUGACAACGACAUCCGAAAAAUUGUACUUCCUGUGAAACCACAGACAGUUGACUCACUGUUGGAACAACUUGAAGAAAAGCUGGGACUUCAGUACAAGUUCGCACUUCAGUUUGAGGAUCCAGACUUCAACAAUUCCCUCGUGAAUCUUACCAACAUUGCUGACUUGCCAGAUAAGCUUACACUGAAGAUUGUCUCCCUUGUGACGUCACCAACCCCUAGCACAGCUGACACUGAAGUCCUAUCUGUGGCUUCUGAUCAUCCACGCCAUUGUCUACGGACUGCAUGGCCAGAAACUUUCGAGAUCCCUACUUUUCCUGUUGACGUUGAGUAUAGAUUACGUCAGGGAAAUCUACAGUACAUGCGAGAUCAAACAUACCUACAAUUGUCAGGAGAGCUUAAGCAUGAGAUUCUCGAAAAACUCUCAGAAACUAUAUACAGUUACA